UCAAAUUCCCUGACCUAAACCGACUUCCGUUGGUCCCUCCCAACGGCCUUUUCUUUCUUUUUUCCUUCUAAUCUCAUCUCGAAGAACCCUAAUUCCAUCUCAUCUUAUCGCGAGAGCUAUCAAUCGUCAAUCGAGACAUUGGGUUCUGGAGGAUUUGAUAGGGUUUGACCGGAAAAAAGGAAAGGCCAAAAUGUCAGCGAAGUUCUCGCCGACGCUGCGGCUGACCGAUCUCAAUGACUUCAUUGCCCCGACGCAGGAGUGCAUAAUCACGGGGCGCAAACCAAAUAUUGAGAAGCCUGAGCGGAAUCAAGGGAAGUUCAGUGGUGGUUUUAACAAUACAUCAUCACCUGCGGAGGCAGUGAAAAUCUCGCUGAAAGAUUGCUUAGCUUGCAGUGGUUGCAUAACUUCAGCUGAAACGGUUAUGCUGGAGAGGCAAAGUUUGGAUGAGUUUUUGUCACAACUCAACUCAGACAAGACUGUUAUUGUUUCUCUUUCUCCCCAGUCAAGGGCAUCAUUGGCUUCUCAUUUUGACCUUUCUCCAGCUCAGGUUUUCGGUAAACUCACUGCUAUGUUCAAGUCAAUUGGAGUGAAGGCAGUGUACGACACCAGUUGCAGCAGGGAUUUAUCUCUCAUUGAAGUGUGUAAUGAGUUUAUUUCACGGUACAGAGAAUAUCAAUUGAAUAUUGGCAAAGUUAAUGGACAAGUGCUUCCAAUGGUUUCAUCCGCAUGUCCAGGCUGGAUAUGCUAUGCUGAAAAGACACUUGGUUCAUAUAUCCUUCCACAUAUUUCUUCCGUGAAAAGUCCACAGCAGGUGAUGGGUGCUGCUAUAAAGCAUCAUUUAUCACAGAAGAUUGGUCUUCCGCCUGACAAAGUCUAUCAUGUGACUGUGAUGCCCUGCUAUGAUAAGAAGCUUGAAGCUGCUAGGGAAGAUUUUGUCUUUUCAAUGGAUGGGGAAGGAGAAAACAUUUGUGAUGCUUCAGUCGUGAAGAUUACUGAGGUUGACUCUGUAUUGACGUCAGGAGAAGUUCUAGACCUCAUUCGUUCAAAAUCUAUUGAUUUCAAAGGCUUGGCUGAAGCUCCUCUUGAUAAGCUGUUGACAAAUGUUGAUGAGGAAGGUCAUCUUUAUGGAGUGUCUGGCGGUGCAGGUGGUUAUGCUGAAACAGUUUUUCGGCAUGCUGCUAAGACCCUUUUUGGGAUAGACCUUGAGGGCCCACUCAACUUCAAAACUGUCCGCAACUCUGAUUUUCGAGAAGUAAUUCUGGAAGUGGAAGGCACUGCAGUCUUGAAAGUUGCACUUUGCUAUGGAUUCCGAAACUUGCAGAAUAUAGUAAGAAAAAUUAAAAUUGGGAAAUGUGACUAUCAUUUUCUGGAAGUCAUGGCAUGCCCCUCAGGUUGUCUUAAUGGUGGAGGCCAAAUUAAGCCAAAGGCAGGGCAGUCUGCCAAAGACCUAAUUCAACAGUUGGAAGAUGUAUAUAUGCAAGAUGUAUCGAUUGCCAACCCUUUUUUGAAUCCUAUAGUCAGAUUAUAUGAUGAGUGGCUUGAAGAACCUGGUUCAGAGAAAGCAAAAAGGUACAUACACACUGAAUACCAUCCCUUGGUGAAAAGCAUUGCUUCGGAGCUACACAACUGGUGAUGCAAUUUUUUCCCUCCAUUUCUCGAGCCAGAGGCAGUUUCAAUCAUGGUUUUCGGCAGCUGUUAUGCCCUGGGAACGACAACUGUUUAUGAUAAAAGUAAAACACAUCUCACCAUACAAGCAUCAGAUCAUCUGUUCCUUGGAGUUGAGGCUCAUGAAAUAAUUUUGCAGGCAGGUAACCCUAUGUCAUGUAUAUAUUAUUGCCCGCUUUGACGUAUGUGUGGCAUAUCGAGGUUCAUGUGCUUUUAUUUUUAUAGGUGUAAAAUAAUUAAAAAAGAAAAAAAGAAAAAAGAACAAUGCUCAUUAACUAGAACAUGUUAGGAGGUAUGGCUUUUAUAACUCUUCGCGUUCUUCCUUAUUGUAUCAUAUGGAUGCUAUGAUUUGUUUUUCUGCAAUACAAAUGUUUUCAAAUGGUAA
Dioscorea cayenensis subsp. rotundata (Guinea yam) is the source of this 2050-nucleotide messenger RNA. RefSeq names its product protein NAR1. Gene Ontology annotation, molecular function: 4 iron, 4 sulfur cluster binding. Gene Ontology annotation, cellular component: cytosol. Lineage: Eukaryota; Viridiplantae; Streptophyta; Magnoliopsida; Dioscoreales; Dioscoreaceae. The record is from RefSeq and is a predicted model, not a curated record.